UCCACUGUCUUGUGUUAGAGCACCGUGGUGUUCCCAGGAAGUUACACGGUUUCCUUGGUGGCUCCCGGUUUUCUGCCUGAAGUUGCCAGUACUGCACGGUGUUUUAAAUGUAGAUAUGAUGUUCCAUAGUAUUGAAUGAUUUGAUGAGGCAGUGAAGGAAGCUGAUAUGAAGUUGUUUGUGUUCAAGUGAUCUGAAGACAACUGCCUAUCGUCUACAGAUUUUCUUGAUUCAGCCAGAUAAUCUGAAUAUGCCCCGAAGUCCAACGUCAAGUGAAGAUGAGAUGGCACAGAGCUUUUCCGACUCUUCAAUGGAAUCAGAAUCUGACAGCUCCAAAGAGGAAACUAUCUAUGAGACUAUAAAAGCCACCACUGAGAAGACAGCCAGCAGAAUGGAAGACAUACAAAACAACACUCUUGUCAUCCGCAUUAUCAUACCUGAUCUACAGCAGACGAAAUGUAUGAGGUUUAACCCUGAUGCUACAGUGUGGGUUGCCAAGCAACGGAUCCUCUGCACGCUGAACCAGAGUUUAAAGGAUGUCCUGAACUAUGGCCUGUUCCAACCCGCCAGCAACGGACGAGAUGGGAAGUUCUUGGAUGAGGAACGCCUCCUUAGAGAAUACCCACAACCAAUCAGCAAAGGAGUCCCAUCUUUAGAGUUUCGUUACAAGACAAGAGUCUACAAGCAAGCAAAUAUUGACGAGAAACAAUUUGCUAAACUGCACACAAAGGCCAACUUAAGAAAAUUUAUGGACCACAUACAUCAUCGUCAGAUGGAUAAAAUUAUCAAGAUGCUUGAAAGAGGACUAGACCCUAACUAUCAUGACCCAGAAACUGGUGAAACUCCACUUACCUUUGCAGCUCAUCUUGACAACACAGUAGAAGUCAUAAAAGCUUUGAAAAACGGAGGAGCUCAUUUAGACUUUAGAGCUAGAGAUGGAAUGACAGCUCUGCAUAAAGCCGCUAAGUCAAAGAAUCAAGUGGCUCUUACGACACUUUUAGAAUUGGGAGCUUCCCCAGACUACAAAGACAGCCAUGGGCUUACUGCAUUGUACCACACUGCCAUGGUAGGGGGGGACCCCUAUUGCUGUGAGUUAUUGCUGCACGAACACACCACUAUUAGCUGCAAGGAUGAGAAUGGAUGGCAGGAAAUCCACCAGGCAUGUCGUUAUGGGCUUGAUCAACAUCUGGAGCAUUUGUUGUUCUACGGGGCUGAUAUGAGUGCUCAGAACGCAUCUGGAAACACCGCUCUGCACGUCUGUGCACUUUACAACCAGGAUAGCUGCGCAAGAGUUCUCUUGUUCCGUGGAGCCAACAAGGAGAUUAAGAAUUACAACAGCCAAACUCCAUUCCAGGUGGCUAUCAUAGCAGGGAAUUUUGAACUGGCUGAAUUCAUAAAGAAUCACAAAGAAACGGAUAUUGUGCCUUUCCGAGAGGCACCGUCUUACACCAAUCGGCGGAGGGGACCCCAGAACACUCUGGCCGCGCCCCGAGUCUUGCUGCGCUCCAACAGUGACAACAACCUGAACAUCAAUAACAUCCCGGACUGGUCGGCCUUGCCCUCCACAGUAGCAGCAGCAGCAGCGUCUCCACACCGCAGCCUUUCCCCACAAUUGCUUCAGCAGAUGCAGAACAACCCCAAUGGCACUGUAAAGACAGUCGGGAGUGGUGGCAGGGGGCCUCGCAGCCGCUCACCAUCAUUAAACCGACUGGGGGAGGAGGCCAAGAGGCAGCCCCACAGGCAGAUCAGUCCUAAUGCAAACCAGGAGGCACUGUCAGGGCUGGAUUACCAAGGACCCAAACGCAAGCUUUACAGUGCCGUGCCGGGGAGACACUUUAUAGUUGUGAAGCCAUAUCAUCCUCAAGAAGAUGGGGAGAUAUCUCUAUACAAAGGCGACAGGGUAAAAGUUCUCAGUAUUGGCGAGGGAGGGUUCUGGGAAGGCAGUGCUCGGGGGCGAGUGGGAUGGUUUCCUGCAGAAUGUGUGGAAGAAAUUCAGACAAAGCCAAAUGAGAGUAAACCAGAAACCCGAACGGACAGAUCAAAGAAGCUUUUCAGGCACUACACUGUUGGAUCCUAUGAUAGCUUUGAUGCAUCAAGUGACUGCGUUAUUGAUGAGAAGACAGUGGUCCUGCAGAAAAAGGACAAUGAGGGAUUUGGAUUUGUGCUUCGAGGGGCCAAAGCUGAUACCCCCAUUGAGGAGUUCACCCCGACUCCUGCUUUCCCUGCACUGCAGUACCUGGAGUCGGUCGAUGAGGGCGGGGUGGCCUGGCAGGCAGGGCUCAGGACUGGCGACUUCCUCAUCGAGGUUAAUAACGAAAAUGUAGUGAAAGUCGGCCACAGGCAGGUGGUCAACAUGAUUCGGCUGGGAGGGAAUCACCUGAUUAUAAAGGUGGUGACUGUAAGCAGGAAUAUGGACCCAGAAGACACAGCUCGGAAGAAAGCACCUCCACCUCCAAAGAGGGCGCCAUCAACUGCAUUGAGCAUGCGGUCUAAGUCUAUGACCUCAGAGCUUGAGGAGCUAGUGGAUAAAGCCACCAUGAGGAAGAAGAAGGGUGACAAGGUGGAUGAAAACAUGCCUGCCUCUAAGCCUAGCAGAACUGGAGACAAUGUGUCAGUAGACAUGAGGGUUGCCACCAUUAAACAACGUCCCUCAAGCAGGUGUUUCACGACUGUGACCGACAUAAAUUCAAUGCAUGAUCGACAGGGUAUUGCUGUGAUGCCACCCACUGUCCCAGGAAGUCCUAGGAGCCCUUUCUUGGGAGUGCCACGGGGCACCAUGCACCGGCAGAAAUCAAUAGGAAUAACAGAGGAGGAAAAGCAGUUCCUAACCCCGCCAUUGCUGAAAUUUACCCGGAGCUUCUCCAUGCCAGACACAUCUGAGGAUAUUCCACCUCCACCAGAAACCUCCCCACCUUCUCCCCCUUACAACACCCCCAAAUCUCCGACAACGAGAGGCUUCGGCACAAUCCGACCUGGCUUCACCCAGAACUCUUCACCCAAAGGCCCCACUCCCAACAGAUCAGAAAAUGUUGGGACCAUGAGGAGAGACAAAGGGAUGUACUACAGACAAGAUUCUGAACAAUAUGACGCAGAGGAAACUUACAAGCAAAAUUCUUCUUCCCAGCAGAACUUCAGGAACCGAAGGGGACAUAUGCCAGAAAACCCCUAUUCUGAAGUAGGGAAGAUGGGGAACAAGGCAAUGUAUGUGCCUGCCAAGCCAGCGAGAAGGAAGGGAAUGCUGGUUAAACAAUCUAAAGUGGAGGACAGUCCGGAAAAAAUAUGCUCGAUACCGAUUCCGACUAUCAUCAUCAAGGAGCCAUCCACAAGCAGCAGUGGGAAGAGCAGCCAAGGCAGCAGCAUGGAGAUCGACACCCAAAUGACAGAACAGUCGGGACAUCUCAGGCCUGACAGCUUGAAUUUCACCAGUCCAUUUGCAGCUGCCAUAGCUGGGGCAGUGAGGGACAGGGAAAAGAGACUGGAAUCCCGUCGGAACUCGCCUGCUUUCCUUUCCACAGAUCUAGGAGAUGAGGACAUAGGACCUACACCAACCCCAAGACUCAAGCACUCCAAAUCCAUUGACGAAGGAAUGUUUGGCAAUGACGAACCUUUAAAAAACCUGAUGACGCCCGCCCUGCUGACACUCCCUCAAGGUAAUGUUACUGCAUUCAGCACACCUGAACCUAGGGAGCCUAGUAACACAAGGACAGUAAACACUCCUUCUAAAGCUGAGAGUUCAGAGAACAGUGCGGGAGCUAUCAAAAAUUACAAUACAAACGGAGGUAAUUAUGUGCAUCCAGUAACAGGCAAGGUGCUGGACCCUAAUUCACCCUUGGCUCUUGCCCUGGCCGCAAGGGACCGAGCAAUGAAGGAGCAAAUGCAGCCACCAUCCCCUGCCAAAAAUGAGCCCGGGAAGGCAGACCUUAACAAGCCACUCUUCAUCGACACCAAAAUGAGGUCGAAUAUAGAGAACACCUUCCCUGUGAUGGCCACCAUGAGCCGGCCAACCAAGAAGGGAGGUCUUCGGAGGCAAAUGACUGAAGCCAAGUACGACUCAGAGCCAGCGAAGGAGGAGAAGAAGCCAGAGGAGAAAAAGAACAUGCUGAUCAACAUUGUGGAUAAAUCACAGCAGAAGUCAGCAGGGUUACUGAUGGUGCACACCAUGGGUGGAGCUAAAGCAGAGGAGAACAACCAUUCAGAAAAUGAAAAGGAGGAAGAGGCUGUCACUCCUGACAACGCACCAGCAGAGCUGCGAGACACUAACCAGGUGGUCACGGAAAACAAGCAGCAAGGGCUAGACCCCCAAACCGCUGCAACUCCUGCCAAAACCAUCAUCACUAUUAGCUCGGUGGAUGAGCCGGUUGCUUUGCCCUUCCGUAUCCCGCCUCCCCCUCUGGCCUCAGUGGACAUCGAUGAGGAGUUUGUUUUCACAGAGCCCCUGCCUCCCCCGCUGGAGUUUGCCAACAGCUUCGAUAUUGCAGAGGACCAAGCAGCAGCCCUCUCAUUAGCCGAUCUGCUAAAGCAGAGGAAAAACGAGGCAUCUGGCCCGACCUUGGCACCGUACAACCCCCAUGCGGUGGCAUCGGCUAACAUGAUGGAAAACAAAAAGUCUGUUGGCCUCUCGAACUGUGCGCCUCCUACCUUUGUCCCACCGCCCCCCCAGAAUUUUGACAACGUCACGGACUCUGGGAUCGAGGAGGUGGACAGUCGGAGCAGCAGCGACCAUCACUUGGAAACAACCAGCACUAUCUCAACGGUGUCCAGCAUCUCCACUCUGUCCUCUGAGUGUGGAGAGAACCUGGACACCUGUACUGUCUAUGCAGAUGGGCAAGCAUUUCUGGUUGACAAGCCUCCCGUACCUCCAAAACCAAAAAUGAAGCCCAUAAUCAACAAAAGCAAUGCACUUUAUAAGGAUGCCCUAAUUGAAGAAAAUGUUGACACUUUUAUGAUCCCUCCCCCAGCCUCUCCCCCACUCCUAGGAGGUGCUCAGACAGAUGCUCUUAAAACCACACAGCAAAGGACCUCAAAGCUCUGGGGUGACCCGCCAGAGGUACAAAGCCCACCUACCCCAGACCCCAAGGCCAAUAUCAUUAGUGAACUGAACUCAAUAUUGCAGCAAAUGAACAGGGAGAGGACUACCAAGCCAGGAGAUUCUUUGGAUUCUCCCACAGGGUCCAGAACAACUAACUUUGGAGCAAGGGGUGCAGAUGGAACAGUUACUGCCUCAGGUACACAGCGGAGCACAAUGGUCACUUUCACAGUCCGUCCAGGAUCACACCAACCAGUGAUGAUGCAGAACAGGAACCCGGAUAGCAAGACAGGAACGAGAAGAGCGCCCAGCCCUGUGGUCUCGCCAACGGAGUCGAUCAAGGAAGUGAGGGCUUCGUCCCUCCCGCCCUCGGCCUCCUCACCCGCACUGACAGACGUCUUUGGCACCUCUGCCCCACAAACUCCAGUGGAGAGGUUCAGCCUGGGUGCAGGCCGCAGCAGGUCCCCUUCUCCUGCGACUUUAAUCCAGCCACUUUCCAACAAGCCUUUUUCAACCAAGCCAGUCCAUCUAUGGACUAAGCACGAUGUAGCAGACUGGCUGGAAAGCCUCAAUCUGGCAGAGCAUAAGGACACCUUUAUGGACAACGAGAUUGAUGGGACCCACUUACCAAACUUACAAAAAGAAGAUUUAAUAGAUCUAGGAGUGACUAGAGUCGGGCAUCGAAUGAACAUGGAAAGAGCAUUAAAACUGCUUUCAGACAGAUAGAAAUGGGUGAUUCUUACCUGCAGGACUCCAUGUUUCAAAGUCCAUCCAUCUUUCUUUUGAUUUCAAGUGUGUAAUUAUAUUCACGUUGGCUCAUAUUGGAGUAUAGAAAUUAUCAUAUCCUUAAGAGCUGCAAUUUGAAAUAAUUGUACAGUUCAUUAAUAAGCACAAUAAUUCAAUGAAAGUGAGUGGUUGUUACAUUGAGCAACCUUCCACCAUUGCAGAGGGAAGAGGAAAAAAAAAACCUGAAAUUCCUUUUUAGUGAUUUAAUAGAAACUUUUGCUUUGGAAUAAUAAGGACUUGUUAAUCAACUUUAUUUGGAUGCACCCGAACCAGCAGAGCUGUGGUACAUUUUCUAUCUUUGUUAGAUUUUCUUCAGAAUAAGAAUAUUUCUUUAACAAAAGGGUUAUAUUUAACAAUGCAAGCUGUUCAGAAAAUUGUCUCGCUCCUCACCUGUUUCUCUGGAAAGAAGAUCAAGCUAAAAUAUAUGCUAAGCCCAUUUAUUUUUCCCAGCAUUGGUGUUGUACUUGGGGGUAAAAAAGAAAAGAAAAUCACUCCUUAAUAUUUUUGCAUUUAUUUUAACAAUUAUAGGGGCACAAUUGUAGCAGUUAUGUUUUCUCUUUCUCUUUUUUUCUGUUUUUUUUUUCAAUUAAGUAUAUUUAUUCAAGACAUUUGAGUGUCUGAAAAGUGUAAAAUGUAAAUUAAUCAUUCUUGUCUUCCAUAAGAGCGCAGGUGAAUGAUAAAGAGUAGUGAACUCCAAGGGCCAUUCUUAUCACUUUGGUUUAAUUUUAAGUAUGACAUUUGAUCUUCAAAGAUGUGCCCGAAAACAAGUAUUACAGUAACCAGAAUGGGGUUUUCUAGACAUUUUUGAGCCCGUCCCCCCAACCCAACCCCCCUUACAAAGAUCUUUCUCGUUUAGUUUUAUGUUUGAAAUAUUAUGAGUAAGAGAUUUGUGAAGUAAGAGAUUUGUGAAGGCAAGACCUUUCUGAGAUUGUAGCUAAAGAGAGACCACAUACUAACUUUGCUUUAAAAAGAGGUUUAAUUAAAUUUUUCAGUGCAGCAUUAUAGAAAAUAUUAAUAAUUACAUUCCCAGUUCAUUUAGUAUUCUACAGUACAAGUCAGAUUUACCUGAAAUCUCAGUCGGAUUAUUUAAGACCAGGUACAGCAUUUGCUGUCAGUUGUCAGUCAGUCCUGGAGGAUAUACCUACACUAUACUGUGCAGCUGCAGUGUGGGUAUAGUGUGAUCUUGAGGUCUUAUGAUGCAAACCAAACAUGCAUAAAAAAUAUUCACCAGAUGCGGUCUACUGCAUCCACCCUGUAGAAUUGCGUUUGAUGAACUGAUGGCUCAUCUUGACGAUGUUCUGUGAGUUCAAACAGUUUUUUUUUACAGGAGAGAAUAGCUGUGUGUAAGCGGCUAACAUUUUCUGUUGAUAAACAAUUAAAACCACACUGGAAUUUGUUAGGUGACCUGAGCACUUUCUUAACUUUCUUAAAUGUGAGGGGUCGGAGAUACUUGGUGAUCCUUAGCUGUGUAUUCAGAUCACUGGCCUGUGAGUAUGAAAUUUCAGUGGCUUGUAGUAGAUGCUCUUUGGUGAUCACACUUUCCUAAUGUCUUUCUCAAAGAAUUAUGGAAGUGGAUUAAAUUGCUUUCUUAAUAUUUUCAGCUUUUUCAAGUUAAAGAUAGCUCUGACCCAAAUGGCUUAAAUCGCUGAAUAAUGCAUGAAAAUUCAGUGUCUGGGAUUGUCAUAUCUCAAACACAUUGCGUUGUAAAAGUUCACUGUAAUUGCAAAACCAGUUUACACACUAAAAAAAACAAAACACUGAAUGUGUUCAGCUAAGGACAGCUUGUGUUAAAUAUAACACACAGUAUGUUUUUCUUAAUCAGAGAUUUAACACAAAAUAUGUGUUUUUCUUAGCGCCUGUAUUUAUUUUUUUUAAGCGUCAGGAAAGACCCAUAUUUUUGUUAUUUCUGAAGAAUCGCAUGAGCAGGGCACAAACGUAAACUGGUCAGUCCCUUCUGUGCUCAGCGGUUCUUCUAGAGUGUGGUGUCUUUAUUGGUUAAGUAACGGGAAUGCAUUGCAGAGUCCUUCAUAUCAAAACCAUACAGAUGUGACUUCUACAAUAGUUUUACACAUUUUUCAUUUGUGUGGUGCAAUGGAGAAGGAAACAGUUGUGGUUUGAGUCCAUAAAAGAAAAAAAAAGGCUUUUAUUAAAUAUAUUGCUUUUAUAUAUAAAAGCUCCUCCACAAGUUCAGCACAAUAGAAAGUUAUUAUGUGAGCUGUUCUUUGAGAGCGUGCAGGGUUUUAACAAGCUGCAUCCCUUCCUGCUGUAAGGGAGGGUUAGUCCAAGGGUUCCCAAACCAUGGGCCGCAGUGCAGAGUGGGCCACAGGAGCAAUGACAUUCUGUGGAUUUUCUUUAAAUAUAUAUAAAGAAAAGCAACAAUAAAAUACUAAUGAAAAAAAGAUCAAUUUAGAUUAAGUUUAUUCCUAGGUUUAAAAAAAAAAAAAAAAGUAAUUUUUCUUCAGAAGUGCUAAUAGUGGGCUGCAGUGCCUCAUGCAGUUGAACCAGUGAGCCCCUGGGUUAGUCAGCUAUAAAAGUAUAAAGCUGAAUUACCCAUGUGCACAAAAUUUCCUUCGCAGUGACAUACUGGAUGUAAAAGUUGACAGAUGUAAACGACACCAAUCAUAACUUUUAUAACUACUAAACCUGGAAUGGGAAUACCGUCCUCCUAUGAGAGGAUUGUCUAGAUAAGCUGCUAACUAAAUCCUUUUUAAACAGAUCUUAUUUUAAAAACAACAGAGCUUCAGCAAAGCACAGUAUUUUUAAUGAUUUAUAGUAUAUUAUAUGGAAAUUGUGUAAAGGUAUGUGGAACUAAUCGUUCUGCAUUCACUUCGAAGUAUGGUU
Molecule: messenger RNA, 8651 nt
Organism: Polyodon spathula (Mississippi paddlefish)
Lineage: Eukaryota; Metazoa; Chordata; Actinopteri; Acipenseriformes; Polyodontidae
Product: SH3 and multiple ankyrin repeat domains protein 2-like
Exons: 25
Coding region: 249-5750 (1833 amino acids)
Cellular component (GO): postsynaptic membrane; dendritic spine; postsynaptic density
Molecular function (GO): ionotropic glutamate receptor binding; synaptic receptor adaptor activity
Source: RefSeq, a predicted model, not a curated record